This is a messenger RNA of Mobula hypostoma (lesser devil ray), 2983 nucleotides long. RefSeq names its product cAMP-dependent protein kinase catalytic subunit alpha-like. Gene Ontology annotation, biological process: protein phosphorylation. The coding region runs from base 391 to 1605 and encodes 404 amino acids. NCBI's taxonomy places the organism in Eukaryota, Metazoa, Chordata, Chondrichthyes, Myliobatiformes, Myliobatidae. The transcript is spliced from 10 exons. Gene Ontology annotation, molecular function: ATP binding; protein serine/threonine kinase activity. The record is from RefSeq and is a predicted model, not a curated record. Gene Ontology annotation, cellular component: nucleus.
AGCAGACGGUAGAAGCACUGCUCUGAACGUGUUCUGCCUGAAUUUCCAAAGGUUUACUGUGAGCAGUAUGCCCAAACUUACCACAUCAUUGGCCUGAAGCCAGAAGGAAGUUUUUUUUUGUGUUCUUACUGUCUUUUAAGCAACCAGCUGGAAGCAGUGUAUAUCAGUAUCAGCGCUGCUGUGGACUGCUGCUCUUUAAUGUGUAUCACCAGGAAGGUGUGCAGUUUACUGCAGACUGCUUGGCUAGCCUGUGCAUUAGUUCCAUUUGCUGAGUGAAGCCAGCAUGUUGUUUGAGUCUUGCUGUUAAAAUCAGCUCCGUUUUUCUCUGUUGUGACUGUUGAUGAUACAAGACAAAGAAAGAAGAAACCUGCGGAUCUAUGUUUUAAAAUCAUGAAUCAAUGUUCAGAGGUGACCUGUCAACGAGCUGCUGAUCGCAAAGGGUCAAAGAUGUCCUCUGCUUUUCAAAAACUUGAGAACUUGGCCAUAAGGCUUUUUAACAGGAAUACACGGGGGUCUUCACAGGACUUUGAAACGACAGGUUCAGAAAGUGACACCAGACAGGAAUCGGAACAUUGUUUAGCCUGGAACUUGCACAUGAAAGAUUACUUAGAAAAAGCAAGAGAGGAAUUCUUACAGAAAUGGGAGUCCCCGGCACAGAACACUGCAAGUUUGGAUGACUUUGAAAGAACAAAAACACUUGGUACAGGGUCCUUUGGCAGAGUGAUGCUGGUGAAACACAAAGCUACAAAGCAGUAUUAUGCAAUGAAGAUACUGGAGAAACAUAAGGUGGUAAAACUGAAACAGAUCGAGCACACGCUCAAUGAGAAAAGGAUUCUACAGGCUGUCAAGUUCCCUUUUCUGGUGCAACUGGUAUUUUCAUUCAAGGAUAACACUAAUUUGUAUAUGGUGAUGGAAUAUAUUCAGGGCGGUGAGAUGUUUUCACAUUUAAGGAGAAGCGGGAGGUUCAGUGAACCUCACUCACGAUUUUAUGCAGCACAGAUUGUACUCGCCUUCGAAUACCUUCACUCACUAGAUCUUCUGUACAGAGACCUGAAACCUGAAAAUAUACUGAUUGACAAUUCCGGCUAUAUCCAGGUGACGGAUUUUGGCUUUGCUAAGAGGGUAAAGGGCAGAACUUGGACACUGUGUGGAACUCCUGAAUAUCUAGCUCCUGAGAUCAUCCUUAGCAAGGGUUAUAACAAAGCUGUGGAUUGGUGGGCACUUGGGGUCCUAAUCUAUGAAAUGUCUGCUGGAUACCCCCCAUUUUUUGCAGACCAGCCCAUUCAGAUUUAUGAGAAAAUAGUCGCUGGGAAGGUGCGGUUUCCAUCACAUUUCAGUGUAGACUUAAAGGAUCUGCUCCGGAACCUGCUGCAGGUGGACCUGACCAAACGGUUUGGUAAUCUCCGAAAUGGUGUCAACGACAUAAAAAACCACAAGUGGUUCAGCAACACAGACUGGAUCGCCAUCUACAGAAGAACGGAGGAGCCUCCCUUUAAACCCAAGAUGAAAGGCCCAGGGGACACCAGCAACUUCGAUGACUACGACGAGGAGUCUCUCCGUAUAUCUUUCACAGAGAAAUAUUCUAAAGAGUUUGCUGAGUUCUAGUGUAUGAAACGAGAUGAAAUAAUGAAGUGACUGGGAAAUUAAUACUCAGCUGGGACGGAAACGGAAGCACUGUUUGGAUGGGAGCCCAACACUUGUAUUUACUGAAAGCGUUUUAUGUUAAGUUUGUUCAUUCCACCAGGUGGAGUACUAUCUUGCCAUGACUUGGAAGGGCCUAGCCCUCUUUCCCAUUUACAGACUCCUCCUGCAAACCCUGAGGUUCUCCAGAUAGUCACUACUACCAAUGACAACUAAACUGCUCUCUUUUUUUUUGCCAACCUUCGAUAACCAUUUAUAUCUGAAUCUGUCUGUAUGUUAUAUACUGUAAGUUCUGUGUUUUAAAAGAUAUUUUACCUAUACAUUAUUAAAGCCCUUUAAUUUUUUUUUUCUAAAAUGUAUCUUGAGUAAAGGGAAUGCUUUUCCAUUUCUGACCUGUCAUAUCUGAACUGGGAACUUGGAACUUCCUACAAACUUGAUCAACGUAUCUGGACUUUGGAGCUGAUAAAACAUGGAAGUAUUGGUCUCUGAUAUUGAUUUUUCCCACACAUUUACUCAAGAAUAGCAAAGUAAAGGAGUCUGCAUUUAAUACUGUUGGAUUCUGGAUUCAAAAUUGGUCAGAAAAUGCGGUAAUAUAGUACUUUCACACUGUGCAAACUUAAUGUAGAAUUUAGCAGUGUGGUUAAAGUACCUCUUUGGAUGAGUACAGAUUCUCUGCGUAGUAGAUAAUUUCAUGGUGAUGUUUCAUAGAGUGGCAUUGUCUUCUGAAUGCUUGUUAAUUUUCAUUUAACCAACAUCGCUGAACAGAUUAUCUGAUCAUCAUCACCUUGCUGAUUAUGAGCCCUUGGGUGUAAGGAAUGGACAGCCAAUUUUAAACACUUCAUCAGUAACCACACUUAUAAAAGAACUGCAUUAUCUGUAAGGCAUUUGAAACUUCUUGGAAUGCUAUAUAAAUACAAAUUAUUUCUUUAUAAGGGAAUACAACUCUUAUUAAGGUGCGUGCAUCAACAAAGAACAUAAUGCCCAGAGCAAUAAUUUGGCCCAAUCCAUGCCUUUCCAUUCUGAUUAUUUUCAUCUUCCUCCAACAUCUAUGGGCCCAAGCAUUAGAUGUGCUUCAGAAGGAAAUUGGCACCAUUUCCUCCCCACAUAAAUCUCACUUUCAAAGCUGUGCUGUUUUCCCUGCUGAAGAAGCAAAGGUGUAAAUGAGAAAUAGGAAGAUCUGAAAGUGCAAUUUCUCAGGAACAUCCAGAAAUAAUAAAUCUCUGCACUGAGAACUCAGUAUUGAAAUUCAAAUUGUGAGUCUCCAUGAUGGUCGUAAGCAAGGGAAAAGGAGCCAGCUGAUCCUUUAAAUUGUCAAACAUCCUGAUGGCUCUCUGCAACGUGC